Molecule: messenger RNA, 674 nt
Organism: Dendronephthya gigantea
Lineage: Eukaryota; Metazoa; Cnidaria; Anthozoa; Malacalcyonacea; Nephtheidae
Exons: 3
Coding region: 2-520 (172 amino acids)
Source: RefSeq, a predicted model, not a curated record
CAUGAGAUUGGAAGAAGAGCUGGAUGUAAUGUUAUAUUUUGGUUGCUCAAAGCAAAGGAUGGAGCUCCCUAAAAAACCUGGAAAGGUUUCCAAAGUUGUACAGCUUAUGAAGAAUUUGCACUUGUUGUUUGGCAAUGGAAAGCUAAAUAAGUCUGCCAAGAAGCUCAUUGAGCUUAUUUAUGUGAUUAAGGAUCACGAGGAUCCAGAGACAGUUUGUAGCCGACGACAAGGUAAAGGUAUUCCUUUGUUAUGUCUGGAUAAGACAUCAGCCUACCUCGUCUGCCAAGGUACCCUUAUUUUCACAGUGGAACUAAGGAAUAUAAUGCAAGCAGUCCUGGCAUUAAUCGGAUUAUUUUAUCUUAUUGAUGUGGACUAUCCAAAAUCCCAUGAGCUAGGUCUAACUAUGCUCCACAGCUUAUUAUUUCACGAUAUGAACACCCCUGCAGACCUGUAUAACUCAUUUGAGUCUGCCAAAGAGGAUUACUUGAAGUUCAAGCAGAACUCAUCUGACGAUUUUUAAACUUUAAUGCAAUGUGUGAUAGGUUAAUAUACAUUGUCAAGAAAUAGAGGGCUUAAGCUUCGCAUUUGAAGACAGGCUGAGUUGAUUUUUUGCAUAAAAUUUGGGCAUCAUUUCUUCGCUUUUUAUUUUCAUUCCGGCGGCCUCAAACAAAUUA